AUGUUAUCCUCUACUGCUGCCCCCUAUGCAUUGAGGACGGACAAGCUAAAGCCACUUGAGGGCUGCGCAGCUAGUUGCCCCACCUCAACUGCAGAAGCGGCAUCACAAGUUACACCCUUACUGCAGCCGGUCGUUCUCGUCAUCUGCGGCAGUUUUAACCCCAUCCACAACGCGCAUCUAAAGCUUUACGACGCCGCGAAACGAUCCAUAGAGGGCGUUGAUGGCCGUGUGGUUCUUGGCGGCUUCCUUUCACCUGUCGGUGACGCCUACGGCAAACCGGGAUUGCGCUGUGCGGCUGAUCGUGUGCAGGUCAUGGAGAAGGCACUUUGUCACCACCCUGAACUCAAUGUCGACACGUGGGAGUGCCAGCAGCCCACGUACACGCGCACCUUCUUUGUGCUGCGCGCGCUGGAGGAGCACGUCAACGCUUGGUAUGCUCAAUCGGAGCCAGCGGCCAUGGAGUGGCUUACCUCGCAUGGACGCCACGUGCGCGUUGUUUUCGCAUGUGGCGCCGAUCUCUUCUUCUCCUUUUGGCGCCCAGGCUGCUGGUCGCUGUGCCUGCUGCGACAACUCCUCGACUCCUUCCCGCUGGUUGUUGUCCAACGCGGCGGUGCUCGAGGCAACAUCAGCGACUCCGAUGACUUCGCGCGUGUGUGCCAGACGGCUCCGCUUCUGUGGGAGACGGCGGAGGAUGGAGAGAGAAUUGAGAUCGACAUGUUGCGAUAUACCUUUACUUUCGCGGCCUUUUCCGUGCCCGACGACACAUCCUCGACAGCAGUGCGGAAUGCGGUGAUGGAACUUGCAAAGAUGCCGGUAGACGAAGUGACGGCGCGCACAGCGCUGCAGUCGCGUCUCCGCACCAUGCUCCCCGAGGCGGCAAUCCAGCUGGUGGUGGAUCUCUACGGAGAGGGGCUUCCGUCCUGA
Leishmania braziliensis MHOM/BR/75/M2904 is the source of this 924-nucleotide messenger RNA. RefSeq lists its product as hypothetical. Gene Ontology annotation, molecular function: nicotinamide-nucleotide adenylyltransferase activity; nicotinate-nucleotide adenylyltransferase activity. The coding region runs from base 1 to 924 and encodes 307 amino acids. The transcript has a single exon. NCBI's taxonomy places the organism in Eukaryota, Euglenozoa, Kinetoplastea, Trypanosomatida, Trypanosomatidae. Gene Ontology annotation, biological process: NAD+ biosynthetic process. The record is from RefSeq and is a predicted model, not a curated record.